AAUUUCAUUGGUUGCGAGUUUCGCGCCACUCACCACAAUUAUUACAUAACCUCAAAUUUGAAAUUGGGUUUUUGUAAAUAUUUAAAAAUAAAAUGACUGAGGUCAAAAAAGUGGUUUAUAUUUAUGGUGAUAAAUUACGCCGUGAAUGUGAUCGGCUUCCAACUAUGUUGAACAGGGCUUCUAUUGUGCAAGAUUUAAUUAAUUCGUAUCGAAUUUUAUGCAGCGACAAAGUUUUAACAGUCCAAAGUCGUGACGCAACUGAAGAUGAGCUCAAACUUUUUCAUUCUUCGAGUUAUAUAAACUUUCUAAAAAAAGUAAAUAACUUGGACAAUUUUGAAGAUUAUGAUGAAGAACAGCAAGAAUUUGGCCUGGGUUACGACUGUCCCAUACUAGAACAUAAUUAUGAUUUUAUUAAAACCAUAGCCGGUGGUUCCAUAACCGCUGCGAAAAUUUUAUGCAAGACUGACUACAAAGUUGUGAUAAAUUGGUUUGGGGGCUGGCACCACGCCCAGAGAGACUCAGCAGCCGGUUUCUGUUACGUAAACGACAUUGUCUUGGCCAUCCAAAAACUAACGGAAAAAUUCACCAAAAUUUUAUACCUAGACUUGGACAUUCACCACGGUGACGGCGUCCAGAACGCUUUUGAACUGAGCAAAAAAAUCCUCACCCUUUCCUACCACAAACAAGCCCCCGGUUUUUACCCCGGCACCGGCCUUCUUGGCGACAUUGGCGCAUUAAAGGGAAAAUAUUUCUCAAUAAAUGUGCCGUUUCGUGACGGCGUCAGCGACCAAACGUACCUCAAAGUCUUCCAAAACACGUUCCCCAAAAUAGUCGCGGCCUUUCAGCCCGAAGUUUUUGUCGUGCAAUGCGGGGCUGACUCCCUCAAUGGCGAUGAAGUCGGCCAAAGCAAUCUCACGUUACCGACGAUAGGCGAAUGCGUUAAAAGCGUACUCAAGUGUGACAAACCCGCAAUUUUCUGCGGCGGGGGCGGCUAUAACUUUGUAAAUACGGCCAGGUUGUGGACUUACUUAACUUCGAUAAUUGUGGGAGAGGAGAUAAAUAACGAUAUUCCCGAUAACAGCGAGUUUUUUACGAGCUAUGGGCCCACUUAUGAGCUACAUAUUGAUUCAGGGAAGCAAAAAGACUUCAAUUCCAGCGAUUAUGUUCACAAAUUGAUAACCACAGUUGAGGGUUAUUGUGGCGCAAUUCAAGCGCAACCGUAAUUGCCGUGAUAUUUAAUUUGUUCUUAAGAAAGUUGUAAAUUAUUUUCCUAUUUUGAAUAAAAUUAUUUCAAAAGUAAAAAA
Messenger RNA from Tribolium castaneum (red flour beetle), 1304 nucleotides. RefSeq names its product histone deacetylase 8. The record is from RefSeq and is a predicted model, not a curated record. The transcript is spliced from 4 exons. Gene Ontology annotation, molecular function: histone deacetylase activity. Gene Ontology annotation, biological process: negative regulation of transcription by RNA polymerase II. NCBI's taxonomy places the organism in Eukaryota, Metazoa, Arthropoda, Insecta, Coleoptera, Tenebrionidae. Gene Ontology annotation, cellular component: nucleus. Bases 93 to 1223 code for a protein of 376 amino acids.